Didymosphaeria variabile is the source of this 1389-nucleotide messenger RNA. RefSeq lists its product as uncharacterized. Bases 1 to 1389 code for a protein of 462 amino acids. The record is from RefSeq and is a predicted model, not a curated record. The transcript has a single exon. Gene Ontology annotation, molecular function: serine-type endopeptidase activity. Gene Ontology annotation, biological process: proteolysis. Lineage: Eukaryota; Fungi; Ascomycota; Dothideomycetes; Pleosporales; Didymosphaeriaceae.
AUGGCAGCCUUCACGGGCACAAAAUCCAUCAACCAAGGUGGACACGAAUACGAACUAGGGAAAACGACAGGAGAGUCGAAAGAGCCACCCAAGCCCUCCAAGAAUGGCGGCGGCGGUCACGGUGGGAUCGGAGGGCUUCUGGUAGGUCUUGCCAAAGCAGGCAAAGGUGCAGUCGAUGGUGUCUCUAAGGCACGCAAUGAUGUUUUCAACAUGGCUUCAUCUGGUGCCGCCGCUGGUGGAGUCGCUGUCGCUGGCACUCUGACGAACGCUGGUAACGAGGUCAACAGCCUUGUAUCUUCUAUCAACGGCAUUCAGCAAUCUAUGCCUACCGAUAAGCUCACCCAAGAUGGGUUGAAGACCGUGCUCAAUGCACAGAACCUUGGCAGAGAAGCUUCCAACUGGCUCACUUCGACUGCCAGCUUGGUGAAAGGUCUCCCAGAUGAUAUGAAAGAACAAGUGUUUGACAACAUCAAAGAUUAUGCCAAGGAAGGCGGACAGUUGCAGAAAGCUGAGAGUGCGCUGGAGGCUUUCAAAGACUUUCCUUGGGAGAGCGAGCUUCCACAGUCACAAAUACCUUCGGUGACUCAGAAUCCCACAGCUUCUGCUACGGAUCGGCCCAGCGGUACUAGCAUGUCAACAAAUACGGCUUCACAAAGGAGUUCAGAAGGUCAAACCACUACAACGGACCCAACGUCCUCGUUGUCCCAGCCAUCCACCGAGAGUUCUUCCAGUACUAGUAGCGAAAGUGCUUCGGCUACUCUUUCUCCAGAAGAGUACAUAGUUCUCUCGCGAGAAGGGACUGAGUCUCGAGCCUUCGAUGACUUUGUUCAGAAGCUCGAUGAAGGGGUCGGACACCUUUGGUCAUGGAAAACUACGAAGACGCAAAUGUACGUGACCAAUCUUACGUCUAAGCAAGCGCAAGAGCUUCCACAGCAGCAUAAGUUUAUCAAAUCCGUCAGCCUCUGCGGCGGUCAAGAUGAAAAGUACGACGGUAGCAUUGAAGAGUUCCGCGCUGUGGACCAACGGGCCCAACCAAAUUUAGCCAGAGAGCCAGAUUCGGCUGAGACCUUGGCAAAUGCCUCCCGAACUUGGAAACGGGCAAUAGUAUCGGAUGAAGCUGCACCGUGGUGGAAAAGGUUGAUUUCAGCAUCCGAGAGAGAGCGGGGUCGAUCAUUGGACGACCUCCCCUAUUUGGCUGACGAUUCCGGGGGCAGAGGGACCACGAUAUACGUACUAGAUGACGGGUUCGAUCUCAGUCUCGAUGACCUCGCAGCGGAUGGCCGCACUGUGGAAACGAGUUUUACUCCCAAUGUUCUUACAUUGAAAGACAUCCUGCCUGAGAAUCGCCUCCCAGAAGGCAUAGGUGGUGGUCCACACGGAACGAUGUGA